This is a messenger RNA of Mauremys mutica (yellowpond turtle), 957 nucleotides long. Its product is annotated as olfactory receptor 52N2-like. The record is from RefSeq and is a predicted model, not a curated record. Gene Ontology annotation, molecular function: olfactory receptor activity; G protein-coupled receptor activity. Gene Ontology annotation, cellular component: membrane. Bases 1 to 957 code for a protein of 318 amino acids. Gene Ontology annotation, biological process: G protein-coupled receptor signaling pathway. Lineage: Eukaryota; Metazoa; Chordata; Testudines; Geoemydidae. The transcript has a single exon.
AUGGCAGCUUUCAACCUCACCCCCUCUGACCCUUCAACGUUCACACUAACUGGCAUCCCUGGCCUGGAAGCUUUUCACAUCUGGAUUUCCAUCCCUUUCACUAUGUUCUAUAUUAUUGGCCUGUUGGGAAAUUUCAUGCUUCUGUUUGUUGUGCGCAAAGAGCAGACCCUGCACAAGCCGAUGUACCUGCUGCUCUGCCUGCUGGCAGUCACUGAAAUUGGCACAUCUACGUCCAUUGUGCCAAAUGCACUGUGUAUAUUUUGGUUCAAUUUGAAAGCCAUUACUGUAGGAGGCUGCCUCACUCAGAUGUUCCUCAUUCACGCAGGUUCUGCUAUGCACUCAGCUGUCCUUGUGACAAUGGCCUUUGAUCGCUAUGUUGCCAUAUGUAACCCUCUGAGAUACACCUCCAUCCUCACCAACACACGAAUAGCUAAGCUAGGGCUCGUGGGUUUGAUAAGAGCUGUUCUCUUCAUUCUGCCCCUGCCCCUGCUCCUGAGCAGGCAGCCAUUCUGUGCCAACCACAUUAUCCCCCACACGUACUGCGACCACAUGGCUGUGGCAAAGAUGUCGUGUGGGGACAUCACAGUCAACAGGACAUAUGGCUUGGUGCUACCAUUUGUAUUCAAUGGAUCAGACCUGACGCUCAUUGCCCUGUCCUAUGGCCUGAUCAUCAGGGCCGUCCUCAGAAUCUCCUCCAAGGAAGCCCACCAGAAAGCCCUCAGCACCUGUACAGCCCACAUCUGUGUGAUGUUCAUGUCCUAUCCUUCCUUCUUCUUCUCCACUCUGACAUACCGGUUCGGUCAGGGCAUUGCUCCCCACAUUCAUAUCAUCUUGGCCAACCUCUAUUUCCUCAUCCCCACCAUGCUCAACCCUAUCAUUUAUGGGGUCAAAAACAAAGAGCUUCGUGAGAAAGUGGGCAAAUACACCUGCAGAAUGUACUCACCUGGGGGCCACUGA